AUGCUCUCCUCGACCCGCAUCGCUCUCCGCCAGCAGCUUCGCGCCAACGCGAACCGCCAGUUCUCGGCGUCGUCGGCCGUUUCGGCUCAGUCGCUCAAGGAGCGCCUCGCCGAGCUCAUCCCCAAGGAGAUUGAGAACGUCAAGGAGGUUCGCGCCAAGUACGGCAACAAGUCGUUUGGCGACAACACCGUCGACCAGAUGUACGGUGGCAUGCGUGGCGUCAAGGGCCUCGUGUGGGAGGGCUCCGUCCUCGACGCCGACGAGGGUAUCCGUUUCCGUGGUCUCUCGAUCCCGGAGGCGCAGAAGGCGCUCCCCAAGGCGCCCGGUGGCUCUGAGCCCCUUCCCGAGGGUCUCUUCUGGCUCCUCGUCACCGGCGAGGUCCCCACCGACGAGCAGGUCAAGGGCCUCUCUGCCGAGUGGGCCGCUCGCGCCGAGAUCCCCGACUUUGUCAAGGAGCUCCUUGACCGCUGCCCCAACACCCUCCACCCCAUGAGCCAGUUCUCGCUCGCCGUCACUGCCCUCAACCACGACUCUGCCUUCGCCAAGGCUUACGCCAACGGUGUCAACAAGAAGGAGUACUGGCAGACCACCUACGAGGACUCGAUGGACCUCAUUGCCAAGCUUCCCGCCAUUGCCGCUCGCAUCUUCCGCAACGUUUACGGCGACGGCAAGGUCCCCGCCAUUGACCCCACCAAGGACUACUCUGCCAACUUCUCCAACAUGCUUGGCUACUCCUCGGAGGAGUUCAUUGAGCUCAUGCGUCUCUACAUCACCAUCCACUCUGACCACGAGGGCGGCAACGUCUCGGCCCACACCGGCCACCUCGUCGGCUCGGCCCUCUCCGACCCCUUCCUCUCGUACUCGGCUGCCCUUAACGGUCUUGCCGGUCCCCUCCACGGUCUCGCCAACCAGGAGGUCCUCCGCUGGAUCCAGAAGAUGCAGGGUGUUGUCGGCAACAACCCCACUGACGAGAAGGUCGCCGAGUACGUUUGGUCGACCCUCAAGGGUGGCCAGGUCGUCCCCGGUUACGGCCACGCCGUCCUCCGCAAGACCGACCCUCGCUACACCGCCCAGCGCGAGUUCGCCCUCCGCCACCUCCCCGAGGACCCUCUCUUCAAGCUUGUUGCCCAGAUCUACAAGAUUGUCCCCAACAUUCUCCUUGAGGCUGGCAAGGCCAAGAACCCCUGGCCCAACGUCGACGCUCACUCGGGUGUCCUCCUCACCUACUACGGCCUCAACCAGCAGGACUUCUACACCGUUCUCUUCGGUGUCUCGCGUGCUCUUGGUGUCGCCUCGCAGCUCAUCUGGGACCGUGCCCUCGGCAUGCCCCUCGAGCGCCCCAAGUCGUUCUCGACCGAGGCCAUCAAGCAGAUGUUCGCCGGCAAGGCCUAA
Cutaneotrichosporon cavernicola is the source of this 1392-nucleotide messenger RNA. RefSeq lists its product as uncharacterized. Lineage: Eukaryota; Fungi; Basidiomycota; Tremellomycetes; Trichosporonales; Trichosporonaceae. Gene Ontology annotation, cellular component: mitochondrial matrix. Gene Ontology annotation, biological process: tricarboxylic acid cycle; carbohydrate metabolic process; citrate metabolic process. The transcript has 4 exons. Bases 1 to 1392 code for a protein of 463 amino acids. The record is from RefSeq and is a predicted model, not a curated record.